Striga asiatica is the source of this 1722-nucleotide messenger RNA. The record is from the annotation of a GenBank genome assembly. NCBI's taxonomy places the organism in Eukaryota, Viridiplantae, Streptophyta, Magnoliopsida, Lamiales, Orobanchaceae.
AUGGAUGUUCAAAUCCUCUCAAAAGAGACCAUCAAACCCUUCACCCCAACCCCUCACCACCUCAAGACUUUCAAACCCUCCUUCAUCGACCAGACGUCCGUUCCGUUUUACAUUCCUUUAACCGUUUUCUACGAAACCCAACCCGACCCAGAAGACCGACCCACGACCCACAACCGUCUCAAGAGCUCUCUCUCAAAAACCCUAAACCGAUAUUACCCUCUCGCGGGCCGAAUCAAGGGCAUGUUUAGUGUCGAGUGCAAUGACAAGGGGGUUUCGUACACUGAAGCCAAAACAAAUUUCGCUCUCUCGGAAUUUCUAGAGAAACCCGACCUUAAUCUAUUGAACAAGUUCUUGCCGGUCGAGGCCAACUCGUUGGAGGAGGGGCUCGGUUUCCAGGUGGCAGUCCAGGUGUCAAUUUUUUCGUCCGGCGGGCUUGUGAUUGGGGCUUGCUUCUAUCACAUGAUUGCCGAUAUUAAGACGAUGUCCAAUUUUCUCAAGUCAUGGGCCGGCGCAACUCCUGCAGAUCUGCUGCCUUCCCCGGCGGAUUCGCCGGGCACCUUGACGGUGGACAUCCCAAGGCCACACGAUUCGGCCCCUAUUUAUGUUGAGGCCCGGUUUCUCGGUCGAUGGAGCUCGGUUGGCCGGGACCGACGGGAUCUCGCGACUCCAUGGCUGCCUUUUCGGUCUUCUUCUCCUAUGGUGCUUGGGAGGAGAGGAUGGCCGGCGUGCCGAGCCCGAGCCGUGGUGUGGAUUGGGCUUGGAGAGGCGGUGGUGUGUCUUGGGUUCUACCGCCCUCCUCUGGCUGAGGGGUUAGGACGAUUGCUGGGCGCGAGAUUAGGGGUUCGGUUUCAGAUCUGGUUAGGCCUAUGCUGCAGUUUCUGGGUUUGCAAUCAAGACCUUGAUCUUUGUGGGCUCACAAGCGAUUCAGACCCAAAAAAUUACGACGCCGUUGACCUAGAAUUAGGCGCCACCCUUUUCCCGCCGCUGCCGUCGUUCCCCGCCGAUUACCUGUCCAACAAGGCGAGGCACUUCUUCUCCGACGGCCGGGACCACCACAUCACCAGAAGGUUCGUCCUCACCCCCACCGCCAUCGCCGCCCUGAGGGAGAAGGCCGCCAGCGCUGCCGUCCCCCGACCGUCGCGCGUGGAGGCCCUCACCGGCUUCAUCUCCGGCCGAAUCGUCGCCGGCCUGGGGAAGCCGGCCGUCGUCAGCCACGCCGUGAACAUCCGGCGGCGGUUCGAGCCGCCGCUGCCGGAGGCCGCCUUCGGGAACUUCACAUGGUUCGCUGCGGUCGUCUGUGGCCCGCCGGAGGAGGGGGAGGGGCCCCGGAUUCCGGACCACGUGGCGGCGAUGAGGGAGGCGCUGGACGCGGUCCACGGCGAGGAUCUGCGGGCGGUGGGGCCGGAGUCCGCCGCGAGGGUGCUGAACGAGAAUUUGGGGCUUGUGGUGAAGGCGGGGAUUAGGGUUUACAAGUUCUCGAGCUGGUGUAAUAAUGGCUUCUACGAUCUGGACUUUGGGUGGGGGAGGCCCAUGUGGGUGGCCCACAUGGGUGACGCGGGCCGGGCCCGGACCAAGUACCAGCUGAUGUUUUUGGAAGGGAGGAACUGCGGGGAGAUUGAGCUUUGGGUGCUGUUAGGCGAGGAUGAGAUUGGUAUUUUGGAUAAUGAUGAGGAGUUUCUCGAAUUUGCAACGCCAAAUCCUAGUAUUUUGGUGAAAAAAUAG